Klebsormidium nitens is the source of this 2537-nucleotide messenger RNA. NCBI's taxonomy places the organism in Eukaryota, Viridiplantae, Streptophyta, Klebsormidiophyceae, Klebsormidiales, Klebsormidiaceae. The record is from the annotation of a GenBank genome assembly.
AUGAAAGAGGAUUCGGAGCACCUGUGUUGUGGGAGAAUAGCGGGCAUCAACAUGACGUACCUUUGGAAAGCACGGUCGACGGGGCUCCUUGUAGCCCUGGCCCUGCUUGCGCUACCAAAGCAAUGCCGCUCUGCUUCAACAUUGGUUCCGCCCCCAGCUAUCUGCCCGGACAGCGGCUUCCCAAACCAGGCAAGUUUGAUCACCAGCUCUCUGAUUGCAGAUUACAUGUCACCCCUGGUUUGCUUCACCGCGGAUCGCAGUGACUUCGUCUGCUGCACCGCUGAGUGCGGACCCGUAACUGAUAACCAGGCCACUUGCUUGGACGAGCAAACCGGGGCAACUGCAACCUCAACUUCAAACCCGCCCCCGCCGCCUCCGAACCUGCCUGCAAACCCGCCCCCAAUUCCAACUCCAACCCCAUCCCUAACCACAACCCCAACCCCAACCCCAACUCCAACCGCAACCUCGACUCCGACACCAAACCCAAUCGCAUCUGUCCCCAACGGCGAGCUUGUUCCCAGCUUGGGGACGCCUGCGCCAGCCACUAUCAGCAGUGCCCCUGAGGGAUCCCCCGACGCCCUUGCCCCCACUUCCCCCCCGGCACAAGCACUCGCACCAACAGCCCAACUGGUUACCGCUACCGCUCCGUCGCCCAGUUCCUCGACAAGUACUGCAUCUUCACCUUCACCUGCUAGCGGACCUGGUAACCCGCCACCUAACCAGAGUGCAAACCCCCCUGCAUCAGUAAACCCCGGCCCCUCGACGACACGUCUUCUUGACAUGUUUCAAAAUCCUUCCGAUACGUUCAGAAACUUGCAACCAAGGGUGCAUUCUUCGUGUGUGGGCUUCUUGGGUAACUGCUCGAGCCUGAGUCUUGCACCCAUCGGUGGGACGCACAGGGUCCGCUUCACCUUCCCCAACUUCGCCGCACCACUCAUUUCCGCGCACAUAGCCGCCUUUGCCGUUUCCCCUCUCCUCAUCUCACCCGCAAAGCGCACCCCCCCAAGAAGAUCCAUCUUCAAGCCAUCACGUCACAGGCACCCCCCCACCACCCUUCCGGGGAUCCACCCCCCCGCUUGGAAACCCCACUGCGUCGCCCCCCCCCGGUACGACUCUGAGGGCCUUCACGACGGUUACCUCGGAAACCCCCCCACCGCCUCGCUCACAACCAGCCCCCCGAACAGCCAUCCACCUCCGCAGGGGGUUGCGCCCCCCCCGCCGAAGGUGUCCGCCCCGCCUCCGCCGGUCGUGAAAGCACCCCCCCCGCCACGAGUUCCAACCAACCGCACCUUCACCGUCCGCAACAACUGCGCCCAAACGGUCUGGGUCGCCCAGUUCAGCGUCCCGGGCUACACCCCGUUGACCACCACCUCGAACCUAACCCUAACCACCGGCCAAACCGCCGUCUUCACAACCGACAACACCUGGAUCGGUCGCAUCUGGGGGCGGACCAGAUGUGGGGGAUCCCCUUUCCGCUGCGCCACGGGCGACUGCAACGGCGCCACGUGUGCCAAGGGCGUGACGGGGCAACCUCCGGCCACGCUCGCGGAAUUCACGCUCGCGCAGCCUCGGGGUUUGGACUUCUAUGACGUCAGCGUGGUUGACGGGUUCAACCUGCAGAUACAGAUCAAGCCGAGCAAGUCCAGCUGCCCCACGAUCGGCUGCGUCGCCGACCUGGUUAACAACGGCGCCUGCCCGGCGGUCCUCCAGAAGAAGGACGCCUCCGGAAAAGUUGUCGGGUGCUACAGCGCGUGCUCCGCUCCAGCGAUGACGACCUCCCCCGACCGCCCCAAGUACUGCUGUACUGGGAACUACAGCCUCCCCGGGCCGUGCCAGGCGGUGCACCCCGACCAGUUUUCCUCCGUGCUCAAGACGGCUUGCCCCACGGCGUAUAGCUAUGCGUACGACGAGAACAAUAACAGCCUCUCCCAGUGCCCCGGGGGCUCCGGUGACUACGAUAUAUUCAUGUGCUGGGGGGCGUGAGGGCGAUAACAGCUUGUGAGGCUGUGGGUCCUAGAAACGCCAGGAUUACUUCGAGCCUGAUCGAAGUACUUGUGUCGAAGUAUAGCUAUUCUUCGUGAGUUGUUUUCAGAGAGUCAAAUAAAGGGUGCAAUCGCGGAGUAUAGCUCGAGAUGAGAAAGCAUCUCAUCGGGUUGGACGCUGAAUUAGAAGACCUUCAAAGCUUUCAAAAGACAGCAUAAGUAGCUAGGCGUUCUGGACACAUUGUUCGGUCUUGCCAAAAGCAGAUUGAAAGAUUUGCUUUAGAUCAUCGAGUUGAGGUAGAAGCAGGUCACCUUAUUCGUUCUUGCCAAAAAGAGAUUGGAAGAUUUGCUUUAGAUAAUCGAGUUGAGGUAUGAGCAGGUUAGACUGAAGGUUAGAGAUGUUGGGUAGGCUAAUGAUUGCUUAAAAAGCUAUUUUGCGUUUGUUACAAACCAUAGCCUUUAUGGAUCAUGCAGACCAGUGCACAGACAUAGCUAGACUUAUCGAUAGCGGUGAAGCUGACCUGGAGUAGGGAAAUUAAUCCAGAUAACUAGGGC